AUGGAUAGCGCUAGCAGGAACGAGGCCAACGCGCCGCCCAACGACACCGAUGCCGAUGCCGAAUUCAACUCUUCCGAUUAUACGCACAGCCAUCUGGAUCCUUCGCUCGGUCCGGGAGAGCACGACGCCAGCUCGACGGCGGCGGCCGCACCGCAGGCCGACUCGACCGAGUCCACCGAGACCAGCGAGCCUGCCGCGGCCGCAGCGGCACACGCAGGCGAUGUGGGCCACGCCAAAGCCAUGGAGGCGGUCAUGCAGCUCGCCCAGGCGGCGUCGCAGCAGCAGCAAUACGAUCAGCAGCACGUUGAUGCUGACAGCGCCGCCGACAACACUCAAGACACCGCCGAGAAACGGGGCGAGAAACGCCGCCCUUCGCACAGCAGCUCCACCGGUCGCGGCGGCAAGACGGCGCGCCACGACGAGUCGCACGUUGCUGCAGCUGCCGCCGCUGCCGCCGCCGCCGCAGCAGCAGGAGGCGACUCGAAUCUGCCCUUUCUCGAGUCGUGGUCCGAUGGCAACAUCCCCGCCGAGAUUCAGAAGGCGUAUCAGCAGCACCUCGCGCACGGCUUUGGCGCGUCGGACGAGCCUGCAUCUGCGUCGUCGAGUCCGGGGAAACCUGGGCGGCAGCUCUCGACGUCGAAGCGUGCGGCGCAGAAUCGGGCUGCGCAGCGCGCGUUUCGCGAGCGCAGGGACAAGUACGUCCGCGUGCUCGAGAGCAAGGCGGCCCGUCUCGAGACGGCGGUACGCAUCGCGACCGAGUGCAAAAGGCGAUACGCCGAUGCGGUCCAGACCAUCGAUGGGCUGAGGCUCGACAACCAUACUCUGCGCGUCGCACUCGCCGCUCUGAGUGGGACGUCGGUGGAUGUACCCGCACCGUCGGGCAAGGCGGACGAACUCAUCGCCGCUCUGCCCGAGAUCCCGCAAGUGACAACGCAGGAGGAGGAGAGCAUUCUACAGGGAGCACAGAGUCAGCUUUCGCAGGGCGCACAGAACUUGGACUCGCUCAGCACCGUCGCCGCUGCAGCUGCUGCGGCUGGUCAGGAGGAGAAGAGUGCAAGUGCACCCGUGAGUCUGCCCCCCGUGCCCUCGGCGCAGCAGCCAGCCGGCGACAAUUCCACCGAGACCGAAGUAGCCACGCCGCCGACACAACCCGCUGCGACCCAGUCUACAUAG
Molecule: messenger RNA, 1173 nt
Organism: Moesziomyces antarcticus
Lineage: Eukaryota; Fungi; Basidiomycota; Ustilaginomycetes; Ustilaginales; Ustilaginaceae
Exons: 2
Coding region: 1-1173 (390 amino acids)
Cellular component (GO): RNA polymerase II transcription regulator complex
Molecular function (GO): DNA-binding transcription activator activity, RNA polymerase II-specific; transcription cis-regulatory region binding
Source: RefSeq, a predicted model, not a curated record